AUUGUUAUGAAAACAUUCGUGUCAUAACAAAAACAUCAAAAAAAUUCACACAUCACAAAAUUUCCCGUUCGUUAUCAAGAUUUCUAAAUCAACCAUCUCAAAAUUUCAGUGAAUGACCAUUUUCCUGGCAUGAAUCAAAGUUGCUGCACGUAUCUGUUGAAGCUGUCAUACAAUAAUUUCUACAGAUGCUUCCAUAAUUCCUGCGCCAAUAAGGCCACGCAUUAUGAAACGCUGAAAUUACAAAGGAACUGUACGUCUAAAGAAGUCAGAGAAUCGUUUUUGAAGCUUUCGAAAGAGCAUCAUCCAGACCUUAACAAGGACCCUAAUGCUCAUAAUCAGUUUUUAAAGAUACAGGAAGCUUAUAAUGUUCUGAGCAAGCCUGGUCCAAAAGCAUCGUACGAUCUUUCAUUAUCAAAUCCUCAUAGACAUAUUCAUAAUGUUUAUACAUCGAAACCAGGAUUUAGAGGCGAAGGUCCCAGGAGCUAUUGGGACGAUCCGUACUUUCACCAUCAGCAACAUUAUGAACGAAGAUAUAGAGAGGAAGAUAUACCGUUUGGCCUAAAUCAUAGACCUUCUAAGGCUACAAUAGUGUUUUGCUGUAUAAUAUUAGCACUAAUGUCGUUUACAAUGCAGAUGAUGGUUGUGAGGUAUAGAAGUAACCAGAUGACACGACUAUCUAAUGAAGCAGAAGAAACAUUAAACGAAGUCAGGGAAAGAGCCAAUAGAAACGGAAAUUUAGUGCAAUUGGAAAUUUUAAGAAAAAAAUUUGAGGAACAAAAACAACGUGAAUUAGAGUAUUUGAAGAGUCUUGAGAGAGCGAAAGGUAGAUCCCUGUAAAAACUAUAAAAGAUUCGUUAAAUUGUCGGUAGAUGGCAGGAAUAACUGAAAUUGUUUUAGUUACGCCUCUGUCUAAUAGAGGUCCCAGAUACUGUACAGAGACCAUACAACUUUUUAUAUAAUAGGCCGAGUAACUACACAUCACAAUAAAGGAAGUACAUAGUAAACUGGAAAAAUAUAAAAGUACAAAACUUUUCGAAAUAUUUUAAUAAAAUUUUAAUCUUUUUGUACAUCAUUUUUUCUUCAACCAAUACAUAUAUCACAUGUAACUUUUUUUAAUUCUAUAAUAUUAAAUAGGCUUAAAAAUGUUUGAAGAUAUAUUUUUUAUAUUUAUAUAUU
Molecule: messenger RNA, 1176 nt
Organism: Sitophilus oryzae (rice weevil)
Lineage: Eukaryota; Metazoa; Arthropoda; Insecta; Coleoptera; Curculionidae
Product: chaperone protein DnaJ-like
Exons: 7
Coding region: 130-837 (235 amino acids)
Source: RefSeq, a predicted model, not a curated record